GCGUCAUUUAGGACCCCACACAACAACAUGGCGGCGCCUGCUUCGAAGUCGGUCUUGUUCGUCUGUUUGGGGAACAUCUGCAGAUCCCCAAUCGCUGAAGCAGUCUUCAGGAAGAUGGCGACAGAUGCCGGCGUUGCUGACAAGUGGAGGAUAGACAGUGCUGCCACCUCCAACUAUGAGAUAGGAAGCUCUCCAGACCACCGCGGUCAAGCCUGCAUGAAGAAGCAUGACGUGCCCAUGAGUCAUGUGGCCAGGCAGGUGACCAACCAAGAUUUCACGAGCUUCGAGUACAUUCUGUGCAUGGAUGAGAGCAACCUGAGUGAGCUGAACAGGAGAGCGAACUUAGUGAAAACGUACAGCGCAAAGAUUGAGCUUCUUGGUUCAUAUGACCCUCAGAAGCAGCUGAUCAUCAAAGACCCGUAUUAUGGAAGCGGCGAAGAUUUCGAAAAGGUGUAUGAGCAGUGUGUACGAUGCUGCAAAGCCUUUCUGGAGAAGAAUUCCUAACAACAUCCAACCUUGAAACAGCUCUCCAAAGUCUCGGCUGUGUCACAUAAGCACUUAUCAGUAUAACCCUCCUGUGGCUGUCACUCAGAGACCUCCACAAUACUUUAGUUUCACUGCUGCAAAUAUUACACAAAACACACGUUGUAUGCAUUUAGAAGAGUGCUGCAUGGACAGGUCUGCAGACUGUACAUUCAGGUGAUUAAUAAAAUAAUUAACGCUACAA
Molecule: messenger RNA, 727 nt
Organism: Stegastes partitus (bicolor damselfish)
Lineage: Eukaryota; Metazoa; Chordata; Actinopteri; Pomacentridae
Gene: acp1
Product: acid phosphatase 1
Exons: 6
Coding region: 28-504 (158 amino acids)
Biological process (GO): protein dephosphorylation
Cellular component (GO): cytoplasm
Molecular function (GO): acid phosphatase activity; non-membrane spanning protein tyrosine phosphatase activity
Source: RefSeq, a predicted model, not a curated record